AUGAAAGUUGUUUCUUUAUUUUCCGGUAUAGGCGGUAUAGAUUUGGGAUUAGUUAAUGCGGGCCAUGAAAUUAUUCUUCAGGUGGAGAAUAAUCCGCAUUGUAUCCAGGUGCUUAAAAAAAAUUUCCCUGCAACCGCAAUAGUUUUAGAUAUAGUUACACUUCAAAGUCUUCCUGAAGAAACAGAUAUCGUCGUGGCAGGUUUCCCUUGUCAAGACUUAUCAACUGAGAAUCAGAAUCGAGCAGGGAUUGAAAAGGGACUACGCUCUAGUCUUGUUUCACAUGUUUUUCGUUUACUCCGAAGCAAGAAGGUGCCAUGGGUCAUUUUUGAAAAUGUACCCGGGCUACUUAAUUGGCAUUGGAAUCAGACUCCCCCACAACAACCUGGUAUUGCAUACAUAACUAGAGAGCUCGAACAGCUCGAUUACCGUUGGGCGUAUCGAGUCGUCGACUUGGCAUCAUUUGGAAUUCCUCAUAGUCGUUCGCGUGUUUUUAUUGUUGCUUCAAUUCAUGGAGAUCCAAGGGAUAUACUAUUGUCCCAGGACAUCCAUUGCCAAGGACAGUGCUCAAAUAUGUUUCCAAGUAAAUCUAAUGAAUGUUACACUUGCUCGUGUCAACAACCCAGUAUUGACUCAAAUACUGUAGCUUGUGUGGAUCUUGGAGAAAAACGUCAUCCUCCGUACCUAAAUAUUCUGCACUGUUUAACGACUGCUAAUGGAAGGCGAACUUGUAUUGUACGUAAUGCGUACAAUAAUAUCAAUGAUACAAAAAAAAGUUGCACGAUGCUUGAUGUUAGGGAUGCUGAGAGGUUAUUCGGGUUCCCCGAAGGGUGGACUGAAUCAUGUUACCCUAUUAUCAAUCCAGAUAAGCCAGCUGCAAGUAAAUUUGACUGCAAAAUCCAGACUCAAAAGCGUUUAUCAGUUCUUGGGAAUUCUUGUGCAGUACCUAUAUUUUUUUGGAUUGGUCAACAAUUGAAUGAACCUUAUAUUUCUAAAUUUAUGAUGGCUUCAAUCGGAAGACCAUUUGUAGCAGAAUGUCCAGGAUUCCGGGACACAUCUGCAUGGCCCUGCUGUGCUUGGAAUGUUUCACCCCAGUUAUUCUGGAAAGGACGAUAUGGGAUCUCAGGAAUAAGUUCUUCGCCUAAACUUUACCCAUAUAUAAAACUCGGCGACUUUUUGCGCUAUGGAGACGAUAUUCCAAAUUCAACAAUUUGCAAAAAGUUUCUAAUGCGUUUGAAAAAGCAAGGUUUUGAACUUUUGGAUUUUGUAGUAAAUGGUAUGCUCAGAACACAUAAGCCAGUAGUGCAAGAACGUUUAGGCUCGUCAAGUGAUGUAUCUGAAUCAGACGAACCACAAAUCUACUGUGAAAAUCAGAAUGAUAACAAUAGUCCAACUAAUGAUUCGAAUGAGUCAGAAGGAGAGAAGAUUAUGUUCGCCUCAUAUAGCCUAUACGGAAAUAUGUCACCAAAAGUGCUCUGGCCAGUUAUUUCUGUUCGAUCAAAAGGAGCAACUAUUUUAAAGUGCGACUCAAUUAAAGACUCAUACACUCCGAUUACGAGCGAUCAUCAGUUCGUAAUUAUGGGGAGUGAUCAAAUUUUGAUAUCUUCAAAAGAGACCGAAUGCCAAGAGUUCUUUUCUUCAUAUGGACGUGCACGAAGCCAGCUAAUAUGUUCUUCUCAAAAAGAAAAUUACAUUGUGUCCAUUGAUCAAGCAUUGUCAAAGUUUCGAGCUCAAAAUUUGGAUUAUUUUGACAUAUUUGAGCAAGGGACGACGCCAUCUUUAAAGAAAGCACAGCCUUGUGGGAAUUGUAAAGUUUGUAUAAAAGCUAAUAAAAGAGUCUUAGAUGCAAAAACUAAAAAUUUACAAACAUCGCUACGACUUCAGACAAAUCCUAUGAGGAAAGAACAGCAAGUUACAAAAGAACCUUCUAGAUCUUUAUAUGACUCUUGUCCGUUAAUUUUAUCAACACGACUGGCCCAUCAAGGUCAUCAAGGAGCUGCGAUAGCGCUUUUGCAAGCUCGUGCAGUUGGGAAGCGAGUUAAAAUUUUAUGGUCUCACGACAAUGAAUUUUUUGGAGGUACAAUUACAAACUUUGACCCUCUUAGCUUUACUCAUUCAGUUUUAUAUGAUGAUGCAGAUGAAGAUCCAGGCUUGCAAAUGUGGCGAGAAAUCAUCAUUUCUAUAUGA
This is a messenger RNA of Bathycoccus prasinos, 2184 nucleotides long. RefSeq lists its product with no specific name. Bases 1 to 2184 code for a protein of 727 amino acids. The record is from RefSeq and is a predicted model, not a curated record. Gene Ontology annotation, molecular function: methyltransferase activity. Gene Ontology annotation, cellular component: nucleus. The transcript is spliced from 2 exons. Lineage: Eukaryota; Viridiplantae; Chlorophyta; Mamiellophyceae; Mamiellales; Bathycoccaceae.